This is a messenger RNA of Bufo gargarizans (Asiatic toad), 2765 nucleotides long. RefSeq names its product ubiquitin conjugating enzyme E2 J1 (gene UBE2J1). The coding region runs from base 58 to 975 and encodes 305 amino acids. The transcript has 8 exons. The record is from RefSeq and is a predicted model, not a curated record. NCBI's taxonomy places the organism in Eukaryota, Metazoa, Chordata, Amphibia, Anura, Bufonidae.
GCGUGACGUGAGUGGGCGUGUCUGAGUAGGCGGGGAGCAGGCCGCUGUCAAGCAGACAUGGAGACCCGCUACAACCUGAAGAGCCCGGCUGUGAAGCGACUCAUGAAGGAAGCAGCAGAACUGAAAGACGCUACAGACCACUAUCAUGCCCAGCCACUCGAGGAUAAUCUUUUUGAAUGGCACUUUACUGUCAGGGGUCCACCAGAUUCAGAUUUUGACAGCGGCAUUUACCAUGGCCGAAUUGUUCUUCCACCUGAAUACCCCAUGAAACCUCCAAGUAUCAUUUUGUUAACAGCUAAUGGUAGAUUUGAAGUUGGGAAGAAAAUUUGCUUAAGUAUUUCUGGGCACCAUCCUGAAACGUGGCAGCCAUCUUGGAGUAUCCGAACUGCAUUGUUGGCCAUUAUUGGAUUCAUGCCUACAAAAGGAGAAGGUGCCAUAGGUUCCCUAGAUUACACACCUGAAGAAAGGAAAGCACUUGCCAAAAAGUCUCAGGACUACUUCUGUGAAGCGUGUGGAAUAAGUAUGAAGUCUGCUUUGCUACCACUUAACUCAGAGUCCAGUCGAGAUGAUAGAGAAGACAGAGAACUUGCUAGACAAAUCAGUUUUACGGCUCAAGUAAAUCCUCCAGGAAAUUCCCAAACAGAAGGAAACAAGCAGCUGCAAAAGUCACCUGAACCAGACCAAACGACUCCUACAACUCCUCAGGCUGAGAAUCAGGAUGGUCAACCCAACUCUGGUGAAGAGGCUACAGAGCCAACGCCUGCUGUAAACACCUCUAGGAGCCCUAGGCAGAGACGGGUACAUCAGAGAAGGAACCCAGCUUCACCAGGUCUCAUUGAAGUUCAACACCAUGCUGUUAAUGGCAGCAACACUGGCUCAGCAAUUCUCAUAGUUGUGCUGACAUUUGCAUUGGCAGCUCUUCUUUUCCGUAGACUGUAUUUAGCCAAUGAAUACAUUUUUGACUAUGAUCUAUAAUGUUUGCAGAGAAUGACAGGAAUGUCUCAAUAAACCAUUUGUAUCAGGUAUGUUAGGAUUACAGUCUACAGAUUGUAUUUAAUGACUGUUUAUGGUAUACUGUGGCAUUUUUGCAGGGAUGUUGUUGGCCAGACAUAUGCAGAAAUGUUAAUGCUAAAAUAUAUAUCCUCGGGGGAAUGGUUAGCGAUGAGAUGCAUGUAUGUUUUAUAUGGAGGACUGCAGCACUCCUGUGAUUUCACUAUUUGAAUUUCCCGUGUGACAUCUCCCAUAUGCUCCUGUGUCAGGCCAUAUACAUACAUACAUACAUAUAUAUUAUUACUUCUUCAGUUGGUUUAAUAUUGCAACUUGCGAUGGAGAAUGGCAUAGUUUACCUGCUGCCAAGCUUGCCCCUUCUCUACUGUUGCCCUUUCCCACUCUAGAUUUGAACAUACAGGACAGACCGGUUGGUGACACACCGCCUAACCGCAUCCUUCUUUGGGAUUGUCAGUCAUAUUACUUGUUCUAGCUCAUGGUAUCUCAGCAAGACUCGCACUCACUUCUUUGUCCCAAAAGUUUGGUGGAGAAGACUACAUAUUUAAAUCUGUGGAGAAGAUUUACUGAAGAACAACCUACGUUUUAAAACCCUGCCCCAUGUUCUUUUGCAUUGCAGUGUACAGAAUAGAUAAACAUAGAGGACUUUUUUCUUUUUUUUAUAUGCACCCUGUGCCAAUGGACUGAUACAAACCGAGUUGAACUAAAUAAUAGCGUUUUGGGAUCUAAAUCCACCAUCAAUGAGAAUUCAUCUUGCUGAUGCCCAACAUCCGGCUACAAGCUUCCAGUUUCUCGCCAUUCGAUCUGGUUUUGCAUUACAGUGAAGUUAAUCUUACACUUUAAGCCUGGGCUACACAUAUUCUAUUUUUUCUGUACUGUUACUGAUUUUUGACUAUUAAGUGACAGGAACAGUCCAAAAGAUUACAUAUAACUCCAAUGCUUUGGCAUGCAGCUAUGAAACUAUAUAAAGUGUCUGUGAAGGUCUAUCCUAUCUUUAACGAAAGCCUGUCACUAUGAAGAACCUUUAAAGGGGUGUGGCCAGGAUUAGAAAAACAUGGCUGCUUUCUUCCAAAAAAUGGCACCACACCUGUCUACAGGUUGUGUGUGGUGUUGGAGCCCUGUAGACCCAACCCGACCAGACACAACCAAUGGACAGGUGUGGUGCUGUCUUUGGAAGAAAGCAGCCAUGUUUUUCAAUCCUGGACAACCCCUUUACAUUUUUAGUGUGAUACCCUAUACUAUUGAAUGUAAUUGCAUCCACUAAAUUAACCAAAGUACCAAAAAGAGUCACCUGAUCCCUCAGCCAAUUAGCUGCUUUACAUAAGAUCAUGUGAUGGUUAAUCAGGGAGUACAUGGCAUUUUCGUAGCUACUGAAUGGAAGACGGGGUACAUGUAAUUCCACAGAGCCAGAAGAACUUUUUUUUCCCGCCCCACCCCUAUGGCACUUUAGGGGCUAUUAUUUUUAUAUAAUUACAUCCAUUAUUGGAAUUAUAUUGAAGAAUCGUACUAAUGACGCUUUUUUUUAAAUAGGUGCGUCAUAGUUACCAUUCUCUUUAAGACCUCUUUCACACUGGCGUGUGCGUCCUGUUUCCGUAUUGCGGCCCGCAAAAUGCUGGCCUUAAUACACGAGCAUAGUCCGUGGGGCAGCUGCAGCGGAUCCAGCCGUUCCGCAAAAAGAUAGGACAUGUUCUAUCUUUUUGCGGAACGGAAGUACGUAGGGUUCUGUUCCGUUCCGCACCAUUCCGCAUCUUCGGAUUUGC